Molecule: messenger RNA, 2163 nt
Organism: Aureobasidium musti
Lineage: Eukaryota; Fungi; Ascomycota; Dothideomycetes; Dothideales; Saccotheciaceae
Source: the annotation of a GenBank genome assembly
AUGUCGGACGCUGCACCUGGUGCCGCUAUGGCACCUCAGGCAAAUCACCCUGACCCUGCUGCCGCUGCCGCUGCCGCCGCUGCUGCUCAACAACUUCAACAGGCAUCGCCUGAUCAGCAACACCAGCAGUUGCAAAGUCAACUCCAGCAGCACCAACCUCUCCAACAACAGACAUUGGCACAGCAGUCACUUCAACAGUCUCCAACUAUUCAACAUGCCCUUCAGUCGCCCAUGCAACAGCAUGACUCACCUCAACCUGUCCAGCAUGCCCUUGGAACCCCUUCUCUCGGCCAGAGUAGCACUGUCGACUCACUCACUUGCCAGUGGCUGAACUGCGGUGAACGUCACCAGACAGCUGAGGCUCUUUAUCACGUAUGCGAACGUCACGUCGGUCGCAAGAGCACAAACAACCUCAACCUGACUUGCCACUGGGGUUCUUGCCGCGUCACAACCGUCAAGCGCGAUCACAUCACAUCUCACAUCCGCGUUCACGUUCCCCUCAAGCCUCACAAGUGCGACUUCUGUGGAAAGGCUUUCAAGAGACCUCAGGAUCUCAAGAAGCACGUCAAGACUCACGCUGAUGACUCGGUCCUUCUUCGCUCUCCUGACCCGAACAUGGGCCAGAAUAGAGGCCCUGGCAACAACUACCAGCAAGGUCAGCCUGCUUCCAACGGCUACUACGGCCAUGACCUGGGAACCCCUAGCGGCUACCCUCACCCCAACCACGGCUUGAACAGCAACAACUUCUUCCAGCAGCCUCAGCAGCAGCCCCAGUAUGCCGGCUAUGGCCAGGUCAACUACCCUGCCAGCAACAGUCUUGCCGACAUCCAGAGCAUGGACACUCGCCGCCGCGCCAUCGAAGCUCUUAACGACUUCCUCGGUGAUAUCAAGCGUCGCGCUAUCGACCCUGGCAACUACUACGAUGUCGGCCAGCGUCUUCAGUCAGCCAACCUGCCACUCCCUAUCAGCACCGGCUACGGCUACUCGACUGGAAACAACUACUCCAGCAACAACAACUCGUCGUACAGCACAGCCAGCUCAUUGCUCGAUAGCUUCAACAACUCUGGCAACUUGGGCAUGACUAGCAACAACGGUGGCAGCAUGUCUCAGGGCCCUCUUACCCAGUCAUACUCGCUGCCUCUGCCCUCUAACGCCCGCACCAAGCAAGACUUGGUUGAGAUUGACAAGUUCCUCGAGCAGCUUCAAGCUACUGUCUACGAGAGCAGCAACAGUGCCGCUGCCGCCGGCGUCCAGCAGCCUGGAUCGCAUGCUCAGUACACCAACUACCCUGGAUUCAGCAGCCAGUACCGCAACAGUGAUAGCCCUCCCAACAUGCAACACUCUGGCUCCGUUUCCACCCCCGGCAUCGGUUCGCUCUCCAACAUCAACUCUAGCAGCGCUAUGGAGACUCCUGCCCUCACUCCCGCUUCCGUGUCAUCUUACACCUCUGCUGGCCAGUCUCCCAUGUCUACCCACUCUCGCUCUAGCAUGAGCAGUGCUCACGGCAGCUCCAUGUACCCCAGCCUGCCAUCUGUCACUGCCAUCUCUGACAUGGGUGCUGGUUACCCUGCAACCACUUCUGCUCCUGCAUCCGGUCUUGCAUCUGGAUUCGAGGGCUUCGAGGGUCGCCGCUACAGUGGUGGUCGUCUUCAGCGCGAGGCCCCUGCUCCUCGUUCUCAAGACAUGGACUCUGAUGCCAUGGAGACUGAAUCCGAUGGCGCCAAGACUCCUCGUGCCAAGCAACCCGAAGACUCGUCUUCUCUUGACCCUGCUCUUCGUGCUGCCUCUCAAUCAUCGACUGCUGUCCAGAGCCCUAGCACUGGUGCUGGCAGCGAUUCUGAUGAGAAGCAAGCCACUUGGGUCGAGAAUGUCAGAGUUAUUGAGGCUCUGCGUAGAUGGGUCAGCGAGAGAAUCAACAACCAAGAGUUCGAGACGGAGGCCGAGUAUCCCGAACCUCAACACGUUGAUCAUGACAUGCACAUGGAUCACCACCAGCCUUCUGACGAGAAGACUCUUGAGCCCCAGUACGAGCAGCUUCACCAUCAAGAGCCCGAGCAGCAGCAACAUGAGCAGCAGCAUGAACAGCACGAACAGCGUGAGCAGCAAGCUGCACCCGAAGGUGAACUUGACGUUUCCUAUCCUGUCCUGAAGGUCGAAGAGUAG